AUGGGGAGAGCGCCGUGCUGCGAGAAGGACGGUCUGAAGCGGGGCGCGUGGAGCCCCGAGGAGGACCAGCGGCUGGCCGACUACAUCGCUCGGCAUGGCCACCCCAACUGGCGCGCCCUCCCCAAGCACGCAGGGCUUCUGCGGUGCGGGAAGAGCUGUCGCCUGCGGUGGGUCAACUACCUCAGCCCGGACAUCAAGCGGGGCAACUUCACCGCCGACGAGGAGGACCUCAUCAUCCGCCUCCAUCAGACCGUCGGCAACAGGUGGUCCGUGAUAGCUGCGCAGCUGCCCGGGCGCACUGACAACGAGAUCAAGAACGUCUGGCACUCGCACCUCAAGAAGAGGCUGGAGGACGGCCUGAAGCCAGCCGCCGAUCACGACGCCGGCGGCAGUGGCCGGCAGAAGUCACGCAAGCAGGCCAAGGCUAGGAGCGCCACCGUCGACGCUCGUAAGCGGCAGAAGUCGCCGCAGGGGCAGUCGAGCAGCAGCUUGACGUGCUCCACGGUGACCGAGUCGGCGGCGGCGGUGUCAUCCUCGCCGAGCGAUAACGCCACCAUCACAGGAGCGAGCCACGGCCACCAGCUCGUGAAAGAGGACACCUCCAGCUCGGAGGCGGUCACUGACAACAGCUUCUUGUCUUCAACAGACGUGACGGGAAUGAUAGACCUCGGUGCCACGGACGAGGAUCUGAGCCUGGCGAUGAGCUCAUCAUCGAACUGGAGCGAUGACCAGGACUUCUGGAUCAAGAUGCUGCAGGAGGGCGGAGACAUAAUAGACUUGCCAGAGUUGUAACAGUUGGAAAUUAAGCUUGAUUAGCUACAGUACUGUAGUUUUUUCUCCUCUUUUUACCUCCCUUCUUCGGGUGAGAAAUU
Messenger RNA from Triticum dicoccoides, 872 nucleotides. RefSeq names its product transcription factor MYB4-like. The record is from RefSeq and is a predicted model, not a curated record. Lineage: Eukaryota; Viridiplantae; Streptophyta; Magnoliopsida; Poales; Poaceae. The transcript has 3 exons. The coding region runs from base 1 to 792 and encodes 263 amino acids.